Vanessa tameamea is the source of this 730-nucleotide messenger RNA. RefSeq names its product membrane-associated progesterone receptor component 1-like. Lineage: Eukaryota; Metazoa; Arthropoda; Insecta; Lepidoptera; Nymphalidae. The transcript has 3 exons. The record is from RefSeq and is a predicted model, not a curated record. The coding region runs from base 97 to 648 and encodes 183 amino acids. Gene Ontology annotation, cellular component: endoplasmic reticulum; endomembrane system; membrane.
ACUCGAACGGUACGCGUUGACCUUGUAUGACGUACUAGUUGAUAAUACUAUACUCAGUUCAUUUUAACAACUCGCGGUACAAAGACGUGUUUAAAAAUGACGGAAAACGAAACGUCUCCCACAUUUUGGGAUGAAUUGACGAGUCCCAUUAAUUUGAUUUUGGUGUUUUUCAUUUUGUACUUACUAUAUAAGAUAAUAAAGUCGCAUUUGGAAACGUCAGGGCCGGCAACACCUCCUCCGCCACCGAUGGCCAAGCUGCGAAAGGAUAUGACAGUUGCUGAAUUAAAGAAAUAUGAUGGCUCUGAUGAAGAAGGCAGAGUAUUGUUGGCUGUAAAUGGUAUAAUUUUCGACGUGACUAAAGGGAAACGAUUCUAUGGACCGGGAGGUCCAUAUGCGGCUUUCGCUGGUAAGGACGCAACUCGUGGCCUAGCUACAGGAGAAGUCGCUGCAUCAGAUAAGGAGUACGACGAUGUCAGUGAUCUUUCACCUGAUGAAGUUGCAUCAGCAAAAGAAUGGGAAGAACAAUUCAAAGAAAAAUAUGACAUCGUAGGAAGACUUUUGAAGCCCGGUGAGACACCAAAUAAAUACGAUGACGAAGUAAGCGAACAUAAAAAUGAAAAGAAGAACGAAGACAAGAAGGCGCAAUAGAUUUUAGAUAAAUAUUUGCAAUCUUGUGAUAUUUUAUAGGAUAAUAUUUGUUGGGUUAUGUUACAUAAUAAAUUAGAUAUUU